Molecule: messenger RNA, 1299 nt
Organism: Exophiala xenobiotica
Lineage: Eukaryota; Fungi; Ascomycota; Eurotiomycetes; Chaetothyriales; Herpotrichiellaceae
Exons: 4
Coding region: 1-1299 (432 amino acids)
Biological process (GO): transmembrane transport
Molecular function (GO): transmembrane transporter activity
Source: RefSeq, a predicted model, not a curated record
AUGGGUUCCGACUAUGAGGAACCCACGAGACUGGUUAUUCUGCAGGCAAUUGACAGCCAACAGACAGCCGAAGCGGAGGGCGAUAUUGCUAAACCUCCCGAUGGCGGUUACGGAUGGGUCUGCCUGGCGUGUUGCUUUGCAUCCAAUUGUUUCACAUGGGGCAUUACCUCGAGCUAUGGUGUCUAUCUGUCUUAUUAUCUGAGCGAGCAACUAUUUCCCCAAUCUACUCCUCUGGAUUAUGCCUUCAUUGGCAGUCUCAAUUUCGGGGUUGCAAUGGUAGUUGCUCCACUGGUCACAAGGCUGGCACGUUCCUUUGGUAUCAGGCCUAUAAUGCUAGCAGGAGCCAUCAUGUUCGGAGGAGGAUAUAUAUCGGCAUCUUUUGCCACCCGAAUAUGGCAGCUCUACCUCUCGCAAGGCGCGCUGGUCGGCUUGGGUGUUGGUUUCAUUUAUGUGCCUAGCAUCGCCGUCCUGUCUCAGUGGUUCACCAAGCGAAGGAGUCUUGCUAAUGGCAUCAGCGCCGCAGGCUCAGGAAUCGGUGGCUUGUCGUUUUCAUUUGCUAUUGGUGCAAUGAUCGACCACCUCGGUAUCGGCUGGGCUUUGAGAAUCACCGGGCUCUGCGGGCUUGUUGCCAACCUACUCUCCGCCAGCUUCAUUCGAGACCGCAACCAAAUCAUCCGUCCGAAACAGCAUCCGUUUGACGCAAGUCUUUUACGACGUGCUGACGUGAUUUUGCUUCUACUUUGGGCCUUCUUCAGCACGUUUGGAUAUAUUGCUCUCCUCUACUCGAUGUCCGACUUCGCGCUGUCUAUCGGAUUGUCUAGGCAACAGGCAACCCAGGUGACUGCCUUCUUAAAUAUGGGCACAGCUCUCGGUCGGCCAUUCAUCGGUGUCGCGAGUGACCGUUUUGGGAGGUUCGGAGUCUCCACGACCCUGACUUUGGUCUGUGGCAUUGCUUGUUUUGCCAUCUGGAUCCCAGCAUCAUCCUUCGGAGUCACAGUAUUCUUCGGUAUUCUUAUCGGAGGGAUCUUAGGAGUAUUCUGGAUGACAAUUGCACCGCUUUGCGUCGAGGUUGUAGGGCUCAGACAGCUGCCUUCACUUCUAUCUCUUUCUUGGUUGUCCGUCGUUCUUCCCACAACAUUUUCCGAAGUCAUUGCUUUGUAUAUUCGACGGUCAGAUAGUCCUCGGCCAUAUCUAUACACGCAGUUGUUCUGUGGACUGUGUUACAUCUGCGCAAGCUGCUGUCUCUGGGCCGUUCGCACACUUUGCAAGCGGAGAGAGAUGACUGCUGGUCAAAGGUAG